Syzygium oleosum is the source of this 1638-nucleotide messenger RNA. Its product is annotated as AP2-like ethylene-responsive transcription factor PLT1. Gene Ontology annotation, molecular function: DNA-binding transcription factor activity; DNA binding. The transcript is spliced from 9 exons. Lineage: Eukaryota; Viridiplantae; Streptophyta; Magnoliopsida; Myrtales; Myrtaceae. Bases 1 to 1638 code for a protein of 545 amino acids. The record is from RefSeq and is a predicted model, not a curated record. Gene Ontology annotation, biological process: regulation of DNA-templated transcription.
AUGAAUUCAAACAACUGGCUAUCGUUCCCCCUCUCUCCGUCAUCUCACUCUUCCUUGCAAGCAAAUCUUCAGCCCACUCAGCCUCAUCAGUUUUCUCUGGGGUUAGUCAAUGAAAACAUGGACAACCCUUUUCACAACCAAGAGUGGAAUAUGAUCAAUGCUCACGGGGCUAGUGGCGAGGUGCCAAAGGUCGCAGACUUCCUGGGGGUGGGCAAGUCAGAGAAUCAAUCGGAUCUCACGGCUUUCAAUGGGAUGAACCAAGCUGGCGACUCCGAUUACAUGUUCCUGAGCAGCAGCCUUGUCCCGGUCCAACAGAGUGCAGUCGUGGCCGCAGCAACCUCGAGCAACUACGAGCUCCAAGAGAAUGUGGGCAACCUGCAGUCACUGACUCUAUCCAUGGGCAGUGGGAGUAAGGGCUCGGCUUCGGAGAUUAGUGGGGACAACACUAGCAACAACACGGUGGAGAAUGCGCCAAGAAGGACCUUGGACACAUUUGGGCAAAGAACUUCGAUCUACCGGGGCGUUACAAGGCAUAGAUGGACAGGGAGGUAUGAGGCUCAUCUUUGGGAUAAUAGUUGCAGAAGGGAAGGCCAGUCAAGGAAAGGUCGCCAAGUCUAUCUAGGUGGUUAUGACAAAGAAGAGAAAGCCGCUAGGGCAUACGAUCUUGCUGCGCUCAAGUACUGGGGAACAUCGACCACUACUAAUUUUCCUAUAAGUAACUAUGAGAAGGAACUGGAAGAGAUGAAGCACAUGACCAGGCAAGAAUUUGUGGCAUCCAUUAGAAGGAAGAGUAGUGGCUUCUCCAGAGGGGCUUCAAUGUAUCGUGGAGUUACAAGGCAUCACCAGCAUGGACGUUGGCAAGCAAGGAUUGGGAGGGUUGCAGGGAACAAAGAUCUUUAUUUGGGAACUUUCAGCACCGAGGAGGAAGCGGCUGAGGCCUACGACAUCGCGGCGAUAAAGUUCCGAGGCCUCAAUGCUGUUACCAACUUCGACAUGAACCGCUACGACGUAAAGGCGAUCCUCGAGAGCAACACGCUGCCCAUUGGUGGGGGUGCCGCCAAGAGGCUCAAGGAGGCGCAAGCCCUAGAGUCUUCGAGGAAGCGUGAGGAGAUGAUCGCCCUCACCUCGAGCUUCCAGUAUGGGAGCUCGAGCUCUAGCCGCCUCCAGUCUUACCCUCUUUUGCAGCCAUCUUUCGAUCACCACCACCAGCCUCAGCCGCUGCUAACCCUCCAAAACCCCGAGAUCUCGCACUACCCGCAGCAAACCGACCCUUCUUUCCACCAUAACUACAUCCAGACGCAAUUGCAGCUUCAUCAACAAUACCAGAACCACCCUUACUACAAUAGCACUAAUUAUCUUCAGAGCAACCCUGCGCUCUUGCACGGGCUGAUGAGCGUCGGGUCUUCGACGACGGUCAUCGGGGACAACGCUAACAAUAAUGGGAGCUCGAGUGGGAGCUACAGCGGAGGGUACUUGGGAAUGGGCUCGAGCAGCGGCGGAGGUGGGAAUGUGGUCGGAACGGAGGAGCUCGCCAUGGUCAAGGUCGAUUACGACAUGCCUAAUAGCGGUUAUGGCAGCUGGUCGGCGGACUCGGUGCCAGGUUCGAACCCAGGUGUUUUUACGAUGUGGAAUGACUGA